AUGAUUAUACUUUUUAAUAAUGAUUGUCUUUCGAUGAUUCAAAAUGCAGCCACCUGGGUUUGUUGUGGUACUUUUAAAUCAGCGCCCAGUGGUUUUUCUCAAGUUUUUAUCAUUCAUUUUUCUUACCAUCAAGAAUUUAUGCCUUUACUAUAUGUAUUAUUACCCGGAAAAGGCCUUUCGGAUUGCAACAGAAUGAUUUGCGAAGUAAAAAGUUUGCUUUUAAACCAGUUUAAAAUUAAGAAUUUAAUAUGUGAUUUUGAAAUUUCAAUCAGAUUAGCAUUUAAAAAUAAUUUUCCAGGCAUAAAUAUCUCACAUUGUCUAUUUCAUUUUGGUCAAAUAUUGUGGAGAAAUUUAGCUAAAAAUCAUUUAUAG
This is a messenger RNA of Vairimorpha ceranae, 372 nucleotides long. RefSeq lists its product as hypothetical. NCBI's taxonomy places the organism in Eukaryota, Fungi, Microsporidia, Nosematidae. The record is from RefSeq and is a predicted model, not a curated record. The transcript has a single exon. Bases 1 to 372 code for a protein of 123 amino acids.